ACUGUAAGUCCACCACAGAUGUGGCAAGAUGUGAUCCAAUAUUUCCAGAUAAUCUAGAAAGAAAGGUUUUUUUUUUUUUCUUUUCCCUCGGUAUCAUCUUCAUUUUUGUCAAACGGUAGUUGGUGCCGUUCCUCCCUUUUAUGUGUCACUGAAACUAUUAAAAAUGCCCAAAUGCAUUGGCCUCAGACUCUCUCCUAGACUGCCAACGUUGGCGGGUAUAUGUCCUUCUUCUUCAUCAUCUCAUUCGGGUCCUAGCGCUGUUGGGUCUGUUCCCAUUCUAGCAAAAGCACUAAACAAGUGGAAAACUGGAGGCAGAGCGCCUCGCCGUUUGGUGUUGGGCCUGGGGGUCUCAUUUUGGGCUCAAUUGAUGAACAUGUCUGGUGCUGUUGGUGGCAAGUCUUUCACGGCCUCUGCAAGGCUCAAGAGCGGUCCUUCUUUUGAAGAGAUAUUGAAGAAUGUGGAAUGGCCGGAGCAGUUUCCCUUCAAGGAGGAGGAUUUCAAGCGCUUUGAUGAGUCAUCAGAUCAAUUGUUUUAUGAGGCUCCACGCUUUGUGACACAUAUUGAUGAUCCAGCCAUUGCGGCGCUGACCAAGUACUAUUCGAAGGUGUUUCCUCCUAGCAACAGUCCAGGAGUGUGCAUCCUGGAUAUGUGUAGCAGUUGGGUCAGUCACUUCCCACCGGGAUACAAGCAAGAGCAAAUAGUUGGGAUGGGCAUGAAUGAAGAAGAGCUCAAGCGGAAUCCAGUUUUGACAGAGUAUGUUGUGCAAGACUUGAAUGUGAACCCUAAACUUCCCUUUGAAGACAAUUCCUUUGAUGUGAUUACUAAUGUGGUUAGUGUUGAUUAUAUAACAAAGCCUCUAGAUGUUUUCAAGGAAAUGCGCCGGAUUCUUAAGCCUGGUGGACUUGCUAUAAUGAGUUUUUCCAACCGUUGUUUCUGGACUAAAGCAAUCUCAAUAUGGACAUCAACUGGUGAUGCUGAUCAUGGUUUGAUCGUCGGAUCCUAUUUCCACUACGCCGGAGGAUUUGAACCACCUCAGGGGGUGGAUAUAUCUCCCAACCCUGGACGCUCAGAUCCCAUGUACAUUGUAUACUCUAGAAAAUUAUCUACGGUAUAGAUACAUGACGCGACGAAUUUCGAUGGCCUAAUCUCAAGAGAAACUGUUACCAAUAAUUUCAAAUUCAUAGCAAGUGAACUUAGCAAGUUUUGCCUCUUCUUUUUCUGCCUGUAAUGUUCACUCCAAUGUGCAUGCCACCAUUUUAUGUUCUUGAUCUUCUAAAUUGGUAAUAUCUCUGUAAAAAGGAAAAAGCAGAGCUCGAAAUUCUCUUCUUGGACAAUAGUUUCUAACUAAAUAAUUUUGAACACCUUGUUCCUUGCAAA
Messenger RNA from Prunus persica (peach), 1377 nucleotides. RefSeq lists its product as uncharacterized. The transcript is spliced from 8 exons. Lineage: Eukaryota; Viridiplantae; Streptophyta; Magnoliopsida; Rosales; Rosaceae. Bases 164 to 1114 code for a protein of 316 amino acids. Gene Ontology annotation, molecular function: S-adenosylmethionine-dependent methyltransferase activity. The record is from RefSeq and is a predicted model, not a curated record.